AUGGAUGACGACGACGACUUCACCUUCCCCACCGUUGCCGCCGCCGCGCGGGGGCCGCCGACGGCGCCACAAAGGCAGCUCGGCCUCGACGAAGACACGGCGGUGCCGCCGCACCUGCUCCAGCUCCCUGAUGCGCUCCCCAACCUCGCCGCGGGGGCCUCCCCUCUGUGGCCGUUCGCGGGCUCCGUUCCCAAGACGACGACGACCACAGCGCUGCCGUCGUCCCCGACCGUGACGGCGGACGACGAACAAGAGCGCAGCGCCGUGGCAGAGGAGGAGAGCCAUCCUGUCGCCGCUGACGAGGACAGGAUGGACCUGCUGUGGGAGGGCACACCCACCACCACCACCAGGUCCAUCGCGACAGCGCCGGAGCCGGAGCCAAGGAGCGUCGCUGGCCACGCGGGGCCGCCACCACCACCGAAGCAGCGCGCCGCGGCGGCCGCCGACGCGGAGAGGAUGGACAAGCUGUGGGAGAGCUUCAACGAGGACCUCGUCCUGCGGCACCGGGACCGAGCGCGCCGCUCCAAGUCCGCCGCCGGCAUCAACAUCAAGGUGUCGCGGGCAGCAGCGGGAGGUCCGGACGACCCGGCUGACGACGACGACCGCUGGUACCUCUGCAACUACGACUCGCCGUCGUCGGGCGCCGACGACGACGAGUCGUCCGACCAGGAGACGUCGGCGUCGUCCCCUGCGGAGCAGCGGCGCGGGUACGGGUGCGCGCCUACGAUGCUGCGCGCGUCGUCGCGCGCCGGUGGGGCGGGCCAGUUCUGCGCCGGCAGCAGCCCCCGCGCCCGCCGACGACGGCGCGGACGCGGGGCGGCGGCAGGGUGGGCGCUCCUGCUCAGGCUGUUCCGGAGGCUCUUCGCCGUCGACAAGACGGCGCCGUCGUCGUCGUCCCAUAGCCACAGCAGCCUCUACGUGCCCUGA
Messenger RNA from Miscanthus lutarioriparius, 927 nucleotides. NCBI's taxonomy places the organism in Eukaryota, Viridiplantae, Streptophyta, Magnoliopsida, Poales, Poaceae. The record is from the annotation of a GenBank genome assembly.